UUUAACAAAGAGAGCAUUGUCAGUUACUUGGACAGGGCUUUCGCUAUCUGUUCAAAGCUGAAGUCAUGGAAGGAAAUCAAAAUGUUGACAGUGCUACACAUUUGCUCUGCACACGUGCUGAAAGCUGUAGCUCAGUCAAUUGGGAGAAGGACUGCAGACAAGGGUUUGAAGGAAUUUGCAACAUUUGCAUUUGCGAGGUUGCAAAAUGCUACUUCAAUGACCACAGCACUACACAUCUUCCGCUCACUGUGCACUGUGUUGAUUGGAAAGCACAAUUCCAAUGCUGUCCUGAUCCAUCUGAAAGCCAUGAAGGACUUCAUAAAAGAAUGCAGGAUUCCCGACAUGGAAGAGGGGGACAAGUUAGGAGACAGUCCCUUAACUCAGGAGGAAGAUGAUGAAGAAAGAAGAAAUGCCCACACAAUUGUUGGCAGAUCUCCCUUCACAUAUGAGUUUAGGAAGGUCAUGGAGGAGGUACAGGGAGAGCUUGAAAAAGAGGAGGUCGAAACCCCACAGGAUGAAAAUCCAUACUUUUGCCCUGGCAUUGUUGAUGUCCUUUUUGACAACUAUCUAGGGAUUUUUCCCCUUUGGAGUGGGCUGCUGUUGGGGAAUUUGAAAAGAUAUGCAACUGACACAGAGGAAGACACAUUUGGCCAAAGUAAAACAAGGGACACAAACUGCCAUGUGGAGAGAUGGUUUGGAAUAGUCAAACAUUCUAUUCUAAAAAAGCAGAGACGACUGAGGCCAGCGACAUUCAUCAGAAAGAUGUAUGGCUCUCUCCAGGGGAGGUACAGAGAACACAUAAUGGCACAUCACUUAUCUGAGCAGUUACUCCUCAAAACUUUGCUACCAAAAGACAUCAGUCAAUCGAAGGAAGGUUGGGCAAAGAGAGAUGGAGCAAAGCCUCGCACUUCCAGCUCCAAAUAUUACACCACUCCAGACAUUCUUCCAGUUCCAAAAAGAGCAAAGUUAACUCUGAACACUGGUGAAGAUAUUCAGAGCAGCACAGAUGUGGAGAACAGCAGCAACCCCACAAGUAAAGGGUCCAAGCCUGCAACAGAGGUUGAUGCCCUUUGGACAUGCAAACCAACUGAAGUUGUUGUGGCUGUUGUAAGACAUGCUGAAGAGAAGCAUAAUUUCACCCUGAGGCACAGAGAAUUUCAGAGUUUGAGACCUGACGAACUCAUCAUAGGCGAGGUAAUGGAAUGUUACAUUAGAGGCAUCCUCAACCUGAAGGAUAAUGCUGGUCGUCUAUAUCUCCUGGAUCACUACACCAUGGGUGUAAUCCUACACGGCACCCGAGAGCAGAUAGCCAGGCAAGAGCUAAAAAAGGUGACAUUUGAUCUCUAUGAUGGAGCCAUUGGAUUUGUCAAUAUAAGAAAUGUGCACUGGAAGUUUGUGUACCUCCAUGCCCUUUCAAACCACAUUUAUGUGGUUGAUCCUCUGCAAGGGUCAAAUGAAGUUGAGGACUCCAGAAAGGCUGCUUACAAAUUUGGAGAGUAUUUCAAGAUGCGCCGGAACAGACUGGGAAAAGAGGACUGGGUUAGCAUCAAAUGGCAGCCUGGAAAAAUAACCCACACCUUCCAGAAAGAUGCCACCAGUUGUGGAGCCUUUGUCAUGCAGAUGGCCAAGAUGACAGUGAAGGAAUUUCCCAAAAUUCCAAAGACGUUUCACAUCAAGUCAUCACAACAUCUACGAAGAGACAUGGCAGAAGAAAUUCUCAGAGGAUCAGUUUCAAAGGAUGACUUCUGUUCCUUCUGUGGAAUUGAGGACCUGCCCACAACUGCUGUUGAUGCUGUUUGGAUUCAGUGUGAAACUUGUGGGAGAUGGUUUCACACGCAGUGCCUCGGAAUGCCUGCUGCACGAAUACCCAAAAAGAAUACCCCGUGGUAUUGUGUUUUGUGUAUCCUCACAAACUAAAGAGGCUAGAGAUUGCCUACCCGGUUCCGACCCUGCCUGUCCCCGACCUGCCUGCUCUGCCUGCUCUGCCUGAUCCCUGAUCCUGCCUG
Messenger RNA from Gymnodraco acuticeps, 2006 nucleotides. RefSeq lists its product as uncharacterized. Gene Ontology annotation, molecular function: cysteine-type peptidase activity. Gene Ontology annotation, biological process: proteolysis. Bases 82 to 1917 code for a protein of 611 amino acids. The transcript has 10 exons. The record is from RefSeq and is a predicted model, not a curated record. NCBI's taxonomy places the organism in Eukaryota, Metazoa, Chordata, Actinopteri, Perciformes, Bathydraconidae.